Anopheles cruzii is the source of this 2343-nucleotide messenger RNA. Its product is annotated as protein tramtrack, beta isoform-like. NCBI's taxonomy places the organism in Eukaryota, Metazoa, Arthropoda, Insecta, Diptera, Culicidae. The transcript is spliced from 6 exons. The record is from RefSeq and is a predicted model, not a curated record. Gene Ontology annotation, molecular function: protein binding. Gene Ontology annotation, biological process: regulation of transcription by RNA polymerase II. The coding region runs from base 28 to 2343 and encodes 771 amino acids. Gene Ontology annotation, cellular component: nucleus.
GUGCAGUCGCAGGAAACAUAGGAAACCAUGAGCGCCGGGCUUUCGCAACAAUUCUGCGUUCGCUGGAACAGCCAUCUAGGCAGCCUGGGAGCGGCCUUUCCACAGCUCUUGGCCGGCCAACGGUUCGUCGAUGUGACACUGGCGUGCGAGGGCCACCAGGUGCACUGUCACCGGCUGGUGCUGGCCGCCUGUUCGACGUACUUCGAGCACCUGCUCGGUGAGAACCCCUGCCAGCAUCCGAUCAUCAUCCUUCCGCGGGACAUCAAACUGUGGGCCAUGCAGGCACUGGUCGAUUUCAUGUACAAAGGAGAAGUGAACGUAUCUCAGGCGGGUCUGCCGGACUUGAUGAAGUGUGCGGAGAUACUGAAAAUACGGGGUCUCUGCGGCUCGGAUGCGGCCCUCAAUUUAAACCAAAUCCACAGUCCCCCGGUGGGGUCGACCGCCUCCUUCCAGCAGCAGCAGCAGCAGCAGCAGCAGCAACAUCUACCGGCCACCGAUGCGGGGACCGAUGCCACCACCAUGACCAGUACAAAGGACACACGGACGUCGAACAACAAACAAUCCCACAGCCAGUUCCAAAAUCGAUCUGAACCUCAUCACAACACACGAGCUUCGCAGCAGAGCAGCGGCGGUGGAGCAGGGCACCGAGGUGGACCCAAGGGACAGCUGCUGAGCAGUUUGCACCUGCAGCCGGUGAUCGGAGCACGAAGUCAGCUGCUCCAGGACGAUUGCAAUAUUAGUGAUAAUGGGGAGAGUAGCAACGAGAUGUGCAUAAAAACUGAAGACUUAAUUGAUGAUGACACUAGCAGCAAGCCGUGUGAGGAUGAAGAGGAGCUUGAAAUGGACCCUGGAGAAAAAAUCCCUUCGGACGCAAAUCGCUGCGAGCAGCAGCUCCUCGAAGCUCAUGCAGCAGCCAUGGAGGUUGAGGAGCUGGUGGACGACGGGGUGUCGGUGCAGGAGGCAGAAAGUGGGGAUAAGGAAAGAUCGGCCCAGAACGCCGACGGAAGCGCCACUACUAGCAGCGAUGCGCAAGACGCCGCUGAGCCUGAGCAUACUAACGAUGACGGGAAUGGUCAAGGCGAUGAAGUGUUGGAGAUGAGAGAAGAGACAGAUGAGCCGCUGGCGGUGGAUGUGGCUGCCAAGAGCAACAAGGCCGAACAAGAGCGACCAAGAACAAGACCCCUGUUUAGUUCCGCCCGUAAUGGCGCGCCUAACAACGACGACGACCAGCGCCAGCAGAAAAGUCAGGCGAACGGUGCCAAAAGUGGUGCCCCGCUCACUAUCCAGCGGGCACCGCCCGGCUCGAUACGGGUUAAAUCCAUCGAGAAUCUCUUUGCCAAUUACCAGAGCAAACACUCAUCGCUGGUAGCGCCGGGAAAGUCUUCCCGCGCAGAAAAGCGCCGACUGGGGCUUCAGAAGUGCCCGCGUAGUGAAAGUGCCAAUAGUGACCGUACCGGCAGGGCAUUGCCCGCUUCGCUCGUGUUCAACCGUGACGCAAUGGACAUCUACCUACGAUCCGGCGGUGGUGGCGGUGGCGCAGGCGACGCCGAGGAUGAAGCAACUAGUGCCACCGAUGAGGACGGUUACGAAAAUAUUAUCUGUUCGCCUAACUUCCCGCCCCUGUCGGGCGUCAUCAGUAGCUACAAGGCUGAGGAAGAGGAGGAAGAGGAAGAGGAGGAAGGAGAGGACGUCGACUAUAGUGACGAUCGGUACGCCAUACAGCUGCUGGCGGAAGAAAUCGAUAGCAGGAUGCUGGCCAACGGUGCGGACAGCGAGGGAGACGAAAUACUUCUCAAACCGCCGGCCCUGAUGUCGUUGGGGAAGGGCUCCGGAACGGUCGGUAGUGGUGGCGGUCGAAACAGUAUGGCCAGCGUCCGGCCGCAAAUCCUGCGCACAUAUGGCCGAGGGGUGACGGGAUCCGGAGCCGGUUCCAACGCAUCGCUCACGGUACGCAAACUUGCCCGUCAAACGGACGGAGGCGGUUCGCAUCCAGCGAACAGUCGGCAGGUGCGACGGCCACGGCUUACGGCACGUGCCAGGGAAGCGUUCAGCCACCUCAUGAACCCGUCCGGAGCUCCACCUCCCAUCUCCUUCACGCUGCGCAAUCCGCGCGGCAACCAACCGCGCUCGUACAACACCGAAGCCCUGUGGGCUGCUCUGAUGGAUGUGAAAGCGGGUGAAAGCAUCUACAGAGCUUCGCAAAUGCACAAAGUUCCUCGCAAAACGCUGCGCAACUGGAUGAAGCGGUGGGACAUCAAGUCGGCCUACCCGAUGCCGAGGCAGCUUAAGGAGGCGGCCGAGAAGAAGCGCAUCAUCAAAGAGCUGACCAGCCAAAUUCAAUAG